AUGGCGCCCAAAUACUCCAACAAACUCAACAACAAACUCGUCAUCGUCGUCGGAGGCAGCUCGGGCAUCGGCUACGCCGUCGCCGAAGCCAGCCUUGAAGGCGGCGCCAACGUCGUCAUCGCCAGCCGCACCCAAAAGAACAUCGACGCCGCCAUCGCCAGCCUGACCGAAGCAUAUCCGGACUCAGCCAAACGUAUCCGUGGGCAUCCCUGCAACCUCGUCGACACCGAUGCAGAGUCCGACGUGAUCAAACUUUUCGACUUCGCCACCAACAACGGCGCCAUUAAAAUCGACCACAUCGUCGACACCGCCGCAGCCGAUGGACCUACGGUUGGCGACCUCGCCAGCGCUACAGUGGAUACGUUUCUCGACUCUUACCGCGCGAGAUGUCUUGGCUCUGCCGUACUCGCUAAGUACGCGCUGAAGUAUAUGCUUUCCUCAUCAUCCUCCUCCAUCACAAUGACAAGCGGCAUCCUCGUCCGACGCCCCAUGAAAGGCAUGAGUCCGCGCAUCGCUGCAUCAAGCGCCAAGGAGGGCCUUGCUCGAACAUUCGCGGUCGAUCUCGCGCCGAUCAGGGUGAAUGUCGUGUCCCCAGGGGCGAUCAUGACGCCGUUGCUGGUGAAGAUGUUUGAUAGAUUCGGCGAGGGCUUGAGGGAGAAUAUGCGGGGCAGUACGUUGCUGGGGGAGAUUGGGCAGCCAGAGGACAUUGCAGAGAGUUAUCUGUGCAGUAUGAAGAAUCGAUUUAUGACGGGGCAGGUGGUGCAGUGUGAUGGGGGCUUCUUGGUUAAGAACUGA
Cyphellophora attinorum is the source of this 795-nucleotide messenger RNA. Its product is annotated as Dehydrogenase/ SDR family member 4. The transcript has a single exon. The record is from RefSeq and is a predicted model, not a curated record. Gene Ontology annotation, molecular function: oxidoreductase activity. NCBI's taxonomy places the organism in Eukaryota, Fungi, Ascomycota, Eurotiomycetes, Chaetothyriales, Cyphellophoraceae. Bases 1 to 795 code for a protein of 264 amino acids.